ACAAGUUCACACGCAAGGUGUAGUAGGUGUGCCACAAGCCGACGCUAUGGCCUCUAGGAUGCUUGCCCGCUCAGGAGUGGCUGCUGGAAGGAGAGUGGCAGCGACAUCUGCGUCGGCUGGGGCGCGACGGAGCGCAUCGAACUUGAAACCAGUAGACCAGAACAAGGCCUACUUCCUGAAUCUGGGACCCCACUACAAGAAGGAGGGAUGGGAGGGGAUCAUGGCGGCGACUUGGGUGGCCAGCGCGGUGAUUCUUAUUGCUGGAGUGGGCUACGGCCCAGAGACGGGCAUUAAGGAGUGGGCUAGAGACGAGGCACUUGCUAGGAAUGUGCGUGAGGAGCAGGGGCUGCCGGUAGAGUACGGAAAGAUCUACUCCCAACAGCCCAGGUACACGUUUACAGCAGCCGAACUCGAUGAUGAGGAUGAGGACGAUGACGAUGAUGACGAUGACGAAGAUGACGAGUAAUCGUUUCGUUCGGUCUUCCAAGUGGUGGGCAGUAGAUCAAUUUGCCGAUUUCAUUUGUGAUGAGGAUUGGUCGGUCCACUCUCUGGUUGACUACAGUAUCCACUGCUGUGGUCAAAAAUGUUCGUCUAAGGAUGUAGUCGGUUAGUGUGCAUCGAUGCAGUUGUUGGUUUUUCAUGCGGCCGUGAGUGUCAUUGAAAAGAAAUGUUGUGCACGGCAAGAUUGGAGAUUGGCAGCGCACCACUUAAGAGGCAAGGAGAGGUAGGAUGGGAUGGGGCCCCGUACACCCAUGGCCGUAACAUUGCAUAGCCAUUCACGAUUGUACUCUGCCUCCAAGAACGAAGUUCCCAAUAUCGUUAGCGUUACCACGCGCUGCGAAGAAGGUUCCGUGACAUGGACUAAUAUAAGUUUGCGGGGGAUCGGUAACUGAAUGGCAUCCACGGAGCCCCUCGAGAUGGCUGCGGGUCCAUCAGCAGGGACGGCGGCGGCGGCGGC
Ectocarpus sp. CCAP 1310/34 is the source of this 958-nucleotide messenger RNA. The record is from the annotation of a GenBank genome assembly. NCBI's taxonomy places the organism in Eukaryota, Phaeophyceae, Ectocarpales, Ectocarpaceae.